This is a messenger RNA of Eruca vesicaria subsp. sativa (arugula), 1026 nucleotides long. The record is from the annotation of a GenBank genome assembly. NCBI's taxonomy places the organism in Eukaryota, Viridiplantae, Streptophyta, Magnoliopsida, Brassicales, Brassicaceae.
AUGGAGCCGCAGAACGAAACGGAAGAAGAAGGAGAGCGAUUCGAAGAAGCGAUGGGAGCGUUGGAAGAGAGUAAAGAGAAAGCAGCGGAGAUGAGCCGUAAGGAGAAGCGAAAAGCGAUGAAGAAAUCGAAGAGGAAGCAAAUUAGGAAGGAGAUAGCGUCGAAAGAGAGAGAAGAGGCGGAAGCGAAGUUAAACGAUCCGGUUGAGCAGGAGAAGCUGAAGGCGAUUGAGGAAGAGGAGGAGCGGAAGAGAGAGAAGGAGCUGAGAGAGUUCGAGGAGAGUGAGAGAGCUUGGAGAGAGGCUAUGGAGAUUAAGAGGAAGAAGGAGGAAGAGGAAGAGAGGCGUUGGAAGGAGUUAGAGGAGUUGAGAAAGCUUGAGGCUAGUAGAGAUGAUGAUGAGGAUGGUGAUUAUGAAUAUAUAGAAGAAGGGCCUCCAGAGAUUAUAUUUAAGGGUAAUGAGAUUAUUCUCAGGAAGAACAAAGUGAAGGUUCUAAAGAAAUCAGUAGUUAAAGUGGAUGGAAAUGAGAUUGGUGAUAGGCCUACAUCAAAUCCUCUACCUCCCGGAACUGAAGCUUUGUCAAAGUAUCAGAAUGUUAGCUCUGCUCAACAGAUUCUGGAUAGUGUUGCACAAGAAGUACCCAACUUUGGAACUGAGCAGGAUAAAGCUCAUUGUCCUUUCCAUUUGAAGACUGGAGCUUGUAGGUUUGGCCCGCGUUGCAGCAGAGUUCAUUUCUACCCUGAUAAAUCGUGCACUAUACUUAUGAAGAACAUGUAUAAUGGUCCUGGCAUUGCUCGGGAACAGGAUGAGGGGCUUGAGUAUACAGAUGAGGAAGCUGAACAAUGUUACGAAGAGUUUUAUGAAGAUGUUCAUACGGAGUUCCUGAAGUAUGGAGAACUUAUUAACUUCAAGGUAUGUAGAAAUGGCUCACUCCACUUGAAGGGCAAUGUGUACGUACACUACAGAUCACUGGAAUCAGCUAUUCUUGCCUACCAGUCCAUUAAUGGUCGAUAUUUUGCUGGUAAACAG